AUGCUGUCGGGUUCAACGGGGGAACAUGAGCAGCAACAGCAAACUCAAAACGCUCACGAGUAUCCAGUAGAAACUGAGAAGGACACGUCCCUCUUGUCUUCAGUAGCCAUUAUAUCUCUUUCGCAUCCUGAAAACCAGUUCCCCCCAUACGACAUGUGGGGAUUACCUAUGCUUGAUCAUUUUGAAAGAACGCUCCCUCCAGAUGUGAAGCGAGGAAAAGAUGAAAUUGCAGCCUACCUUGCAAAGGGCCACGUGCACGAGGAGCUCUCAUGUGAAGGGGAUUCUUACGAACUUUCCAGUGUUGCUAGGAUGUUAUCAAAUGGAUCAUCGGAUUCGUUGGUUGGCAUGACGUUGCUGCUGAAGAACGUGAAGCCACUACACUGGAUGGAUAACGGUGGACAUCUGCCCCGCCUUGUUCGCAUAACUCAAAUACUGGGCAAGGGCAGUUCAGCCAUAGUGGUGGAAGCCGAGGAUACGGAUGCUCAUGAGUUGUUUGCGAUGCGCAUUCUCCGAAAAGAUGCAAAUUUUGCAAAGUGGUUCCAAACUGAUGAAGCUUUUAUUGCAGAGAUACGGGGGGAACUUGACUUUGAGGAAGAGGGAGCGAGGCAGCUCUGUGGCGUCAUUCCAGCAAAUAUGGUGGGCUUAAAGAAGGGCAUCGCCGUUCCCUUGUACACUGCCGAUAUUGCUGGAGCCCCCGAAGCCCAGCGUGCCGGUAGAUAUUUUGUCUUGGGACGCGUACAGCUAAUGGAGAGAUUCUUUGGGGAUAUGAUUGACCUACAUAUCCAUGCGAAAGAAGUUGUAGAAAAGUCGCGCGAGUAUAUAGCUCGACGUUUGGUAAAUAUAGUUCUUAAAAUUCAACAGGCAGGUCUGAGUCACAAUGACCUCAAAUGGGACAACAUGUUGUUGAGCGCAGACGGCUCAUUCCUUGUCGCCGAUCUGGGGUCCGCCCUCCCGUUUGGCAGUCCGUGCAGACAACUGACAUUUUUUACACCGCAGUAUCGGGAGCCCCAGCUGGCUUUGCGGCUAGACCCCGAAGCAUACGAGAGCGGGUUCAUCAUCCCGCAAGCCAGCAGCGACUUGUGGUCCCUUGGGAUACUCCUGUACGAACUGUUCACAACUAAAACCUCUCCGUAUGGAGAAAUGAGAGUGAACGGCAGGGAAGAUCCAAAUGUACUGCUAGCGACAUGGCUUAUUGAGACCAACACAAGGUCAGCAACACUCGAACCCAUCCUGGAGGCAGCGAAAGUACCUUCUAGGUGGAAGGAACUUAUUCUGCGAUUGCUGGAGCCACGGAGGUUGCAUAGAAUAACAUCCUGGGAGAUUCAGGAGGAAUUUCCUGACCUAGUACACAACCCAUAA
Messenger RNA from Eimeria acervulina, 1359 nucleotides. RefSeq lists its product as hypothetical. The record is from RefSeq and is a predicted model, not a curated record. The coding region runs from base 1 to 1359 and encodes 452 amino acids. Gene Ontology annotation, biological process: protein phosphorylation. Lineage: Eukaryota; Apicomplexa; Conoidasida; Eucoccidiorida; Eimeriidae. The transcript has a single exon. Gene Ontology annotation, molecular function: ATP binding; protein kinase activity.